AAAGAAAAUGGUCAUCCACGCAGGCGUUUGUCGCGGGACAGUUUGCUAGAGCAGGCGUGCUUUGUUCACAAUGGACUCAGUCCUUAACAUAUACAAGUAAUGUUAAUGUCAUACGAUGAUAAUAGCCAACGAAAAAUGUCUGACAUGCCUGAGUGAUUGUAGUCCACUAACUUUGAAGCACAUCCACGUUUAUAAGCCAAUGUAGCCUAAUGUGACGUCCUCACAUUAGGACGACCACGAAAGUGUUCCGUCAAGGACGAUAUAUAAUUUGGGAGACGUAGGCUUAUGGAAAGUGAAAGUCAAAAUCUGACAUCAUCGUUUGCUAGAAGAGCAUGAGCUUGUUCAAGAUCGUAUCAUACGUACCUAGACAAGACGACCACAAGGGCAAUUUAUAAAUAUUAGCUCAUUUUGGAGAGCUGUCGGCAAAGAAACAAGUUUUUCGAGAUUUCAUCGACGAAGGCUUUGCUUUGCGUGAAUAAUCUACGCGAUAGAAGACGGACAAUUCGUGCAAUUUUCAUUAACCAGAAACCUACGAUCUGUUUCCAAGGCUGGCAAGUUAUUUGUGUGACCAUGUGUGCUUCUUAUAUCUGCUGCGCAUGGUUAUUCUGAAGAUACUGGAGUUGUGUCAAGUUUCGGCGGCGUUACAGGUGUGUUGUCGCAGGUCAACUAGUAGCGAAAAGUUCACUGUCCUCUGAAACAGAGUGUACUCUGAAUCCAAGGCCUUCAACGUGUUACAACGGGGACCACAGUUGGAGGAUGGUUCAGUCUACAGCCUGGCUCCUAGGGGCCCUAUUAGGGUUGAUCUGGGUACUGCCUGUGUCAAUGACACCUACCACUGCCCAGUGCACGUCUUUGAGGACACUGGAGAGUAAACUCAUCUGCAGACGGCGUUACAUGAAGCACAAUUUCCCGAUAAAUUACACCAUCAGAGUUCACUAUGAGGAGGUCCUCAGGCUCAGCAACGUCACCAGGCUGAGGGUGAGGGUGGAGGAGGAGAAGGACCUGCAGGAUGUGUGGCUGUUGAUCAACCAAGAGGUGUUAAAGAGGCUCUUGAGGGUUCUUCCAGAGAGACACCCCUCCUACAAGUACACCGCUGACCUGGAGGAUCUCUUCAGGAAGGUCCAGCAGUUGUUCCCGCCGCCGAGUGAUGAGAGAGAGACACCAGAGCUAAUAGAGGAGAUCUACAAUAGAGUGAAGGACCCCAACUCAAAAGGCUGGAGGUUUGUGACCCCGAAAUCCCUGCUGGAUAACUGUUAUCGGACAAUGCACUGUCUCUUUAAAGACUGCUUUCCAAGUCAAGAUGGAGAGCAAGACUAUUGUAGCUUCUCUUACUGGCGGAAGGGCAGAAAAAGACAACUACAGGACACCUGAGGAGUGCGUUAUUUACAAACAGUGCCAGUACAUUUCAAUAUUAAGAGUUCCUGCAUGUUAAUAUCCAUUCUUGUGAAGUCUUGAUCUAAUUGCAUGAACCGUAUACCCUGAAAAGAGGUACUGGUGAUUCAGUGGUAUGCAAUCUCCACCUGUCAUUAUGGAUUACUGCUGUCCAUACAUUCUCAUCGCAGAUUUUUUUUACUCACUUUGAAAGAUGCAGUCAAGGUUUUUUAGCCACUGGUUGAAAAAGUGGCACUUGUUGAGCCGAAAAAAAUGUGGCCCCUGAAAAUUGUGUACCAUGUCAUCAUUGUGUACACGUCAACGUGUGGCCUGUGUGUGCCGAUUUGUGACGCCAGUCAAACCACUUGCUUUCCCACUUUCCAUUCCAUGGCAAACUGAUAUACGAUAGUGAUUCUAUAUGCAUAUUUAAGCAACACAUUAAACAUCCAGCCCUGAAAAUGGCCGGUUGAAAAACAAUUUUUGUUAAUUAGAAGUAUGCAUCUUCAGUGACUUGACCUGCCUACUGUUUUUAUUUACACAUCAUUCAUUGCAUCCUACCAACCUAGCCUGUCUGUUCGCUGGUGUUUUAUUCUAAUUUUAAUUGUUUUCAUGUGUAUUUAUGAUGUACUGUCUGCUCAUAUUUAUUAUAUCUUCAGAUGUUUAUGUUCUGAGUUUUGAUUGUUGGUAUUAAGUGUUUUUAGACAGUUGUAUGAUAUAGGGAAGGUGGUUUAUUCUUUUGAGUUAUUUGUUUUUUGGAGAACAUUUCUAGGUGACAUACUGUACAUAUUACCAAUUUAUGUAUAUUUACAAAAUAAACAAGAAAACAAGAGCAUAGCUACUUUCUUUAUAAAUAUAUUGAAUGUGUUCAAUUGUUAAAACAUUUAUAUUUCUUUGUUCUAUGUUUUUAUAUUUGCUUUAAGGUGUUUUGCUGACUUGCAGGUUUAGUCAGGAAAUUCCAACAAUGUCCAGCUACUCAUGGAUUAGGUGUUAUUUACAUCAAUACUGAAUUAUCUACUUGUGCAAAGCAAAUCGAAAGAGUUUAUUCUGUUGUAUAAAAUAAUGGAUUUUUGGAUUUUAAUAACAGUCAGAUUAAAUGAAAUUGUUUUUUAUAUACACGUGUCAAAUUAUUUAUUUUGAAAUGUAUUAUGUGACACCCAUUGUGGAGAAUAAAUCACAU
Esox lucius (northern pike) is the source of this 2548-nucleotide messenger RNA. RefSeq names its product interleukin 34 (gene il34). NCBI's taxonomy places the organism in Eukaryota, Metazoa, Chordata, Actinopteri, Esociformes, Esocidae. Gene Ontology annotation, molecular function: cytokine activity; macrophage colony-stimulating factor receptor binding. The record is from RefSeq and is a predicted model, not a curated record. Gene Ontology annotation, biological process: positive regulation of macrophage differentiation; positive regulation of cell population proliferation; positive regulation of monocyte differentiation. The transcript has 7 exons. The coding region runs from base 757 to 1371 and encodes 204 amino acids.